UUUCUGGACUCAGGAGAAAGCAGAGACAAGAAAUUGACUUAAAGUUUAGUUUAUUUUCAUUAUCUUGGACAAGCAGCCUGACCCAUAAUUACUUGCCUUUUACAUUGCUGGAGUUGCAUGUGCUAAUUAUGUUUAAGAAUAAUGUUACUGACCAUAAGCUAAACAUGGAAGCCAUAAUUAAAAACAUUAACAUGAUUUCUUUGGAGUUGAAGAAGAUGCAAGAGCUCUCCCAGUUGCUGCUUUGUGACCUUACUUUACAUUUUAAUCAUCCUCUGAAGACAGAUGACUUAGAGGAAACAGAAGGAAAACCGCCCCUCUUUGAUGAAUCUAAAAUAUCAGAUGUGUCCUUUGCUUCUAACAGCUUUUCUGUCUGAUUUCUUUUUGUUUGUUGUGAAUUUAUAACUAUUUAUUGUGGAAUUAACACAUAUCGGGGAGAAUUAAGUUUACUAAUAUAUUUAAUAUGAUAAAAACAAAAUAAAAAUAUGAAUUGUAAAUAAUCA
Acinonyx jubatus (cheetah) is the source of this 500-nucleotide messenger RNA. It is a transcript of the gene CA1H5orf58, whose product is annotated as chromosome A1 C5orf58 homolog. The coding region runs from base 129 to 374 and encodes 81 amino acids. The record is from RefSeq and is a predicted model, not a curated record. Lineage: Eukaryota; Metazoa; Chordata; Mammalia; Carnivora; Felidae. The transcript is spliced from 3 exons.